Messenger RNA from Passer domesticus (house sparrow), 754 nucleotides. It is a transcript of the gene AIF1L, whose product is annotated as allograft inflammatory factor 1 like. NCBI's taxonomy places the organism in Eukaryota, Metazoa, Chordata, Aves, Passeriformes, Passeridae. Gene Ontology annotation, biological process: actin filament bundle assembly; ruffle assembly. The record is from RefSeq and is a predicted model, not a curated record. Gene Ontology annotation, molecular function: calcium ion binding; actin filament binding. The coding region runs from base 69 to 506 and encodes 145 amino acids. The transcript has 5 exons. Gene Ontology annotation, cellular component: ruffle membrane; actin filament.
CGGAGGGCCCGGCCCGGCCCUGCCCGCCCCUAUUUAAGGCGGUGGCGGGCACGGGCAGGCUCGGUGCGAUGGCGGCUCCGCGCCGGCCGAGCGGCGGGGGGCUGCGCAGGGCCCCGCAGGACGGGCGGCUGGAGGAGAUCAACAAGGAGUUUCUCUGUGACCCAAAGUUCAGUAAUGAAAAAGACCUGGAGGAGAAGUUGGCAGUGUUCAAAGAGAAAUACAUGGAGUUUGACCUGAACAACCAAGGUGAAAUUGAUUUGAUGUCUGUCAAAAGGAUGAUGGAGAAGCUGGGGGCUCCGAAGACCCACCUAGAGCUGAAGAGGAUGAUCUCUGAGGUGACAGGAGGGGUCAGCGACACCAUCUCCUACCAGGACUUUGUCAACGUGAUGCUUGGGAAACGCUCUGCUGUGCUGAAACUGGUCAUGAUGUUUGAAGGAAAAGCCAAUGAAAGCAACCCAAAACCUUCUGGUCCACCUCCAGAGAGAGACAUAGCCAGCCUCCCUUGAAGAGGACAGGCUGCAAAAUGGGCACUGUUUGCUUUGCUGGUCUGUAACAGAGGUUACCUGUGCUUUGUUACUCUUUACUGUGGACAGUCCUAGUUUUCAACUAACCUGCCUUAGAGGAACAGCAAGGGAAGCUGGAGACCCCCAGCUCGUGUCUUUCUGCUGCAUCCCUUAGCCAACUUGAUCUGUUAGACAGAAGCUGUAGCACCAAGUGUAAUGUGAGACCAAAAAGAACAAAAAAUAUCCUGUGA